Messenger RNA from Sorghum bicolor (sorghum), 1065 nucleotides. RefSeq lists its product as uncharacterized. The transcript is spliced from 4 exons. Lineage: Eukaryota; Viridiplantae; Streptophyta; Magnoliopsida; Poales; Poaceae. Gene Ontology annotation, biological process: protein dephosphorylation. The record is from RefSeq and is a predicted model, not a curated record. Bases 1 to 1050 code for a protein of 349 amino acids. Gene Ontology annotation, molecular function: protein serine/threonine phosphatase activity.
AUGAUAUCGUCAUAUCUCUCCAUCGGCCUGCCUCCCUCUAAUUACGCCGCAACGUGGGAAGCCUCCUCGUCAAAACAAAACUCCCGUGCCCAACCUCCCCACGACCACACGCCGCCGCCGCCGCCAGCCCUUGUCCUGCACGCUGACGCCACCAGCUCCUACACGCCGGCGCCCAUAUCGUGGGGGUCGUUACCCCCUAUGUCGUCGCCACAGUCUCAUCUGCACGCCGCCAGCAACCCCUGCACGCUUCCCUCGCUCCAACGCCGUACCUGCUCCGACGCCGCCGCUAGCCCCAAGCGGCCUACACGGACGCAGAUCCAGCGCGAUCCCCUCGAUCCGGCGCAUCUGGCCACAGCCCCAUCGCGCAUCCACUCCCAGUCGACCUUGCCCUCGCCGGAGCCUUCGCCCUCACUGGAUCCUGCCCUCGCCGGAGCUCGUGGUAACCUGCUUCGCCACGCGUGGCGAGGACUACUUACUCGUCAAGCCCGACUGCCUCCGCGUCCCCAGGGACCCCGCAUCCGCCUUCUCCGUCUUCGACGUGUUCGAUGGCCACAACGGCGUGUUGGCGGCGGUCUGCAAGGAGCAUCUGCUCGAGCACGUCAUGAGCGCGCUGCCGCCGAACAUUGGCCGCGAAGACUGGCUGUAGGCGCUGCCGCGCGCGCUCGUCGCUGGCUUUGUCAAGGCCGACAUCAAUUUCCAGCGCAAGGGGGAAGUGUCUGGAACCACGGCGACACUGGUGGUCAUCGAUGGGUUCACGGUCACAGUGGGGUGGGCGACUCGCGCUGCAUCCUGGACACGCAGGGCGGCGAGUUGCAGCUGCUGACCAUGGACCACAGCCUGGAGGAGAAUGCAGAGGAGCGGGAGCGCGUCACGGCUAGCGGUGGGGAAGUAGGCCGGCUCAAGGUCGGUCCUCUCUGGUGCUGGCCUGGUGGCUUGUGCCUUUCAAGAUCCAUUGGGGACAUGGAUGUUGGGGAGUUCAUUGUGCCCAUUCCACAUGUCAAGCAAGAAAAGGUUGAUAUAAAUUACGAAAUGCAGGGAUCUGCACUUUAAUUUUUCUGUGACGCA